Molecule: messenger RNA, 1053 nt
Organism: Arabidopsis arenosa
Lineage: Eukaryota; Viridiplantae; Streptophyta; Magnoliopsida; Brassicales; Brassicaceae
Source: the annotation of a GenBank genome assembly
ACAAAAAUACGUAGAUUUCAUGCACGUCAAUGUGUGUCUAUGGUUUUAGAGAAAAUGGGAGAGAGAAACGACGACGGUGAUCAGAAAAUGGAGGAUGUAUUGUUGCCCGGAUUUAGGUUUUAUCCAACCGACGAAGAACUCGUAAGCUUCUACUUGAAGCGGAAGGAUUCAUGGGCUAUAUGCAGAAUCUUCAAAAGGACCAACACAACGACCCUAAGAGCUCUCUCCCACUCCUUUGUUUCCUCGUUACCACCAGAAACAAGCACCGACACAAUCUCCGACCAAAAGCCAUCAAACUCAUACCAUUUUUCUUCAGACAAGAUCCUCAAAACUAGCUCUCACUUCCAGUUUCACCAUGAGAAUAUGAACACUCCCAAAACUAGUAAUAGUACAACUCCAUCCGUUGCCACUAUAAGUCCCUUCUCUUACUUGGAUUUAACUUCAUAUGGCAAACCCACCAACGUUUUCAAUCCGGUUUCAUGUUUAGACCAACAAUACCUCACAAAUCUCUUUCUUGCCACACAAGAAACACAACCUCAGUUUCCCACCCCCCCCUCGUCAAAUGAAAUCCCAUCGUUUCUACUAAACACGUCAUCAGAUUCGACCUUCUUGGGAGAAUACACAAGCCAUAUCGACCUUGGCGCAAUGUUGGCCCAAGAGCAAUGUCCUCCGCUAGUAAGCCUACCACAGGAGUACCAAGAGACAGGAUUCGAAGGAAAUGGUGUAGUGAAGAACUUGCGUGGUUCCAAUGAAGAUCAUCAAGGUCAUUGCGACACACUUCGGUUUGAUGAUUUCGCCUCAACAAUGGAUGAGAAUCAUCGUCAUCAUCAAGACCUGAAACAGAACAUGACGUUGCUGGAGAGUUAUUAUUCUUCUGUAUCGUCCAUCAAUAGCGAUUUGCCAGCUUGUUUCUCCACAACUUGAUGGAUGUGGAAAGAUUUUUAAUCUCUGCCUUCUAGGCUUGCCUUUUUCAAGCUAGGGUGUUUCCUCUUUGUAGGCUUUCUCUUUCACUAAUGCAACGAAAUUAAAUCGUUAUAAAUUAUGCUUCCUUCA